CUAUUAUUGUUGUUGUUGGGUUUAAAAACUAUGUGUUUAGUUGGGAAUGGAAUUAGAAUGGUUUGAAGUUUUGAGUAGGAAAAUUCAAAUUUGGAGAAAUUUAGGGGACUAAUUUGGUGAAUAUCGAAGUGUUCUCUGACAUUGCUAAACAUAUGGUUAAACGAACUUUAGAUUAUCAGGUGUGACUUCUUCUGGUAAUUAAUUUCUUGUGACGGCCAAUUCUCUGUGAUGUGCUACUAUAUAGUGAUCAAAUAUGCUUCUGUCCAUUAGCUAUCUGGGGAAACUUUUUUAAAUCUCUAAAGCUUCAAGAGAAAGGCUACUUCUUGUAUAAUUAGCAUCAUUCAGAACCCUCUUAACUGUUAGUAAUAUCUGAACGAUGUCUUCUUAGAAUUAGCAUGGCGCAAGGAUGACAUGCACCAAUCGAGAAAUUAGAAGUUAUUUCCUUGAAGUGAUAUUGUUGAGUUGAAAUGCAAAAUAUGGGUUGUACCAUUUGUUUCAGUUGCGUUUUCCCUGCCGUCUGUGCUCUUUCUCCCUUUGUUUCCAGUAUUCCCCUUUUAGGAAUCUCUUUGAGUUGACUUUGUGUGAUUGGCCAUUAAUGUUUGAUUUCUAUAUCGUUAAAUUUACUAAAUCAGCUAACUCUUUGGAUCUGAUUCUUUCUUUCUGUCUGUUGUUUUCAAGCCUGCUGCAUAUCGUGGUUUAGUGGAUCACCUCAACAGAAAUUCAAGCCGUCUAGUGUAUGGAUUGCAUUUACAAACUAGCAAAGAAUGGGCAGCAGUCGAUUUCCAAAGCGCUAUUUAAUAGUAUUUUUAACCUUCAUCUGCACUUCUGUCUGCUACAUAGAGCGGGUGGGCUUCUCUAUUGCGUAUACUGCUGCUGCUGAUGCUGCAGGAGUAAAUCAGACUAGCAAAGGUGUAAUUCUGUCAACCUUUUACUAUGGAUACGCAUGUUCACAAGUACCUGGUGGUUGGGCAGCUCAAAAAAUCGGUGGACGGCGUGUCCUCCUCCUUUCUUUUCUUUUAUGGUCUUUGACAUGUGCUUUUGUACCACUUGACCCAAACCGAACGAUGGUCCUGGUAAUAGCCCGCUUGCUUGUCGGUGUGGCUCAAGGUUUCAUUUUUCCAUCCAUCCACACUGUCCUUGCACAGUGGGUACCACCACAUGAAAGAUCAAGAUCUGUUUCCUUUACGACUUCUGGAAUGUACUUAGGUGCAGCUACAGGAAUGCUUAUGCUUCCUAGUCUGGUGAAGUAUAAGGGUCCUCAAUCUGUGUUUCUUGCUGAAGCGGCUUUAGGUGCAAUGUGGUCUCUACUCUGGUUCAGUUAUGCAGUUGAUCCACCUCGUUCUGAGCAUCCAAAAGCAACUGCGUCGGGCUUCGGGGAAUCCCUACUGCCCAUGAAAGGGAGUUCAAAGAUGAAAGUAGAGAAUGGAGUACAUUCUGCCAAAAAUCCAACUAUCCCAUGGAAACGAAUCGUCAUGAGCUUACCAGUUUGGGCAAUUGUCGUGAAUAACUUCACUUUUCAUUAUGCUCUUUAUGUGCUCAUGAACUGGCUUCCUACGUACUUUGAAUUGGGUCUCGAGAUCAGCCUUCAAGAAAUGGGUUCUUCCAAGAUGAUGCCCUACCUUAACAUGUUUAUAUUCUCAAAUAUUGGUGGAGUGCUUGCAGAUCACUUAGUCACGAGGAGAAUCUUGUCUAUAACUAAAACCAGAAAACUUUUAAACACAGUGGGUUUCAUUGUAGCUUCUCUUGCGUUAAUGGCUCUUCCUUAUUUUAGAACAUCUGGCGGCGCUCUGUUUUGUUCCUCCGUGGCUCUUGGUUUCUUGGCAUUAGGAAGAGCCGGUUUUGCAGUUAAUCACAUGGAUAUAGCUCCAAGGUAUGCUGGAAUUAUUAUGGGAGUUUCAAAUACAGCUGGUACAUUAGCUGGUAUCGUUGGAGUUGAUCUCACUGGUCGACUACUCGAAGCUGCUAAAGACGCCCAGUUGGAUCUUACAAGUCCAGAAAGCUGGACAGCAGUGUUUUCCAUUCCUGGGUUGCUCUGCAUUUUUAGUUCUUUUGUUUUUCUAGCACUGUCAACAGGGGAGAGAAUUUUCGACUGAAGGUUUGUGCAUGUAUAUCAUGGUUUAUCUUGUCUUAUUCUUGGAAGAAGCAGUUCAAGGAGGAAGUAUACAUAGUCUAGGAUUUGCAGUUCAAACUCGAAGGCUGUCGGAAAUAGUAAGUAGCUCUAUUGAGGUUAUUCUUACAUUUUAACCUGAGGUACUAUCUGCAUACAUUUGCAGCUUAAUCGACUCAUUCUUCAAUAUUUUCGAGCUGUAGUUCUUUGCUGAGCUGUUACUACAUAUAUUGAUUAUUUGUGGUAGCAUCUUGAUAAAUGUAAUGCUCAUCCUAUUUUUUGUCAGGCAAUGAGAAUAUCAGAAAGUAUUUGAUGUAU
Nicotiana tabacum (common tobacco) is the source of this 2425-nucleotide messenger RNA. Lineage: Eukaryota; Viridiplantae; Streptophyta; Magnoliopsida; Solanales; Solanaceae. The record is from RefSeq and is a predicted model, not a curated record.